GAUUGACGCGGAUGGACCUGGUGGUCUGUUUAGACUUCGGGUGCGCGUGAAAUAACGGCACGGAUGUGGAAAUCGUUAGUCGCAUCGCGCUGAUAUCGAGCUCAAGCCAGUGGCGCUUGAUUUUGAGUCUCUCGCGUCCUCACUGUCCGAUAACACCAAGAAUAUUAUAAAAGCCCCCAGAACACCCGCAUUAAAGUAAUCCCUGGCGCCAAGAGCAUUUUUCUUGUGACUUUCACGCAGGAUUCCCAUACCUACACACCAUGGCUCUCGGCUCUGACGAAAAGCACGUUUACGUUAGCUCUAAUGCUGCCGACAGCAGCGAGGAGGCCCGGACUACCGGCAUCGAGACCGCUCACCCCUCCUCACAUGGCGUCUUCAAGCGCUUCUUGAAGAAGAUGGAACUGAAGUCUAGCGACAGUGAGAGACUCAGUAACGAAGAUAUGGAUCCCGUGCCUUGGGAGCGACGUACUUGGCGUUGGUAUAAUCUCGCUAUUUACUGGAUCUCGGAUGCAUUCGCGCCUGGUGGUUGGAGAGGAGCUUCGUCACUGAUGGAAAUCGGUCUUUCAUGGCGUUUGUCCCUCCUCAAUAUAGCAAUCGCAAACAUUAUCAUGGCUGUCGUCAUCACUUUGAACUCACACCCUGGCGCCCAUUACCACGUCUGCUUCCCUGUCUUCUCUCGAGUUCCCUUCGGUUUUUGGUUUUCAUAUGUCAUGGUUUUCAUGCGCAUGAUCACUGGUAUUUUCUGGUAUGGAAUCAACACAUACACAGGCGCUGAGUGUGUCCGUACCGUACUUUUUGCUAUUUGGCCCUCGUUCCGCACUCUCAAGAACACGCUUCCUGAAUCAGCUAAUAUCACUACCAACUUUAUGAUCAGCUGGUUCAUCUACUUCCUGCUGUGUAUCCCUGUCCAUCUUAUCAAGAUCGAGAACACUCGAUGGUACUUCCUGUUCAAGACUUGCCUUACCCCAAUCUGCGGUUUUGCAAUUGUUGGAUGGAUUGCACACAAGAUGCACGGGAUGCCUGGAGAGAAUAUUUUCAGUGAGGGUAGCACAGUUUCCGGCUCAAAACUGACUUGGGCAUUCAUGUCAGCUCUCUACUCCAACAUGGGUGGAAGCUCGACUUAUGCUACCAAUGCUUCUGACUAUUCCAGAUACACUCGGAAGGAAUACUCUAUUCUCUUCCAGUUGGUUGCUCUACCUUUCUCAAACAUCCUCAUGGCUGUCUUGGGUGUCGUCGGCGCUGCUGGAUCUAAGAAGAUCUACGGUGAGAUUCUUUGGGAUCCCCUUCUCCUGAUUGACAACUGGACUUCUAGAGGAGGUCGUGCCGCUGCUGCCUUCUGUGGCAUCGCUUUCCUUGUUGCGCAGAUUGGACAAAACAUCUCUGCGAACUCCGUCGCUGCUGCCAACGAUCUGAACUGUAUUUUUCCCAAGUACAUCAACAUUAGAAGAGGACAGAUCAUUGUGGCUUUCCUGGGUGCCUGGGCGCUGACUCCCUGGAAUAUUUUGACUUCUGCGACUGCGUUUUUGUCGUUCAUGUCGGGAUACUCUAUCUGGCUUUCAUCAAUCGCCGGAAUCCUCUUCUCAGACUAUUGGCUUGUCCACAAGCGGAAAUAUGAUGUUUAUGAGCUCUACAACCCCAAGGGAAUAUAUCUCUACAAUAAGUGGGGUUUCAACUGGCGCGCUUUGGUUGCUUUCACCGUUGGAUGGGUUCCUCUUCUUCCGGGGUUCAUUAACGCCAUCAAUUCCAAUAUUUAUGUCGUUGAGGGGAUGAUCAGACUAUACUAUCUGGGUUUCUUCUAUGGAUUUGGAGCAUCAUCAUUGGUGUACUAUGGCUUGUGCUACUUCUUCCCUCAGCCUGAGACUUAUAUCGAGCAUGAAGUGCUGCCUCCUGGAAAGCCGAUUGCCUCAGAUGGCAUUGAGGCUGAGGAGUAUAUUGUGGGCCUUGAGGGAGGUGAAUAUGGCGUGGAUGAAAAGAAGAUGAAUUAGCUAGAGUUGAGGUGGUAGUUAUUUUGGUCUUGGUUUAUUGUUUUUAAUGAUAUUCAUUGAGCAUAAUACAUAGUAAAAUCUGUUGGUGGUUCUAAUAACACAGGC
This is a messenger RNA of Myxozyma melibiosi, 2090 nucleotides long. Its product is annotated as permease for cytosine/purines, uracil, thiamine, allantoin-domain-containing protein. NCBI's taxonomy places the organism in Eukaryota, Fungi, Ascomycota, Lipomycetes, Lipomycetales, Lipomycetaceae. The record is from RefSeq and is a predicted model, not a curated record. The transcript has 3 exons. The coding region runs from base 261 to 1985 and encodes 574 amino acids. Gene Ontology annotation, molecular function: nucleobase transmembrane transporter activity. Gene Ontology annotation, biological process: transmembrane transport; nucleobase transport. Gene Ontology annotation, cellular component: plasma membrane.